AUGGCGGUGUGUGAAGUUUACGCACAAACUGUCAAAUUUAAAUAUAAAAGUACAAUUUGUUCGAAAUCAACAAUUUUUUCAAUUUUAUCAACAAUUUUAAGUUUUUUAUUACCUUUUCUUAUAGCUUACAGGAGUCACGGAUUUUGGAUGAAGCAUUCUGUAUUCCGAGAGCAACCGAAAAUACGUUUCAAGCAUGAUUAUGUUGUUUUUAUAGAAACAGAUAAACCUAAUAAGCCGAUUUUAUGCAGUAAUUUACCUUUAACUCAAGACUUCGAUAGAUGUUCUAUGAUCAAAUCGAGAGAAGAGGAUAAUAAUCAUGAUGGAAAAUUUGAUGAGCUUUUAUUAGAAAUUGAAGUUGACAUACCUUCUAAUACAGGAGUUUAUUCUGUUCAAGUAAUUUUAUUAUUUGAUUAUUUACUUCAGAAACAAUGUUUACUUCAAAUGGAAAGCUUAGGUGUGGUACAAUACAAUUCUGGAUUGCCUGGUUAUAAAUUAGAUUUUACAGGUGAUUUGAAAAUAAUACAAAAUAAUCUUUUGACGACAAGAGGUAGUCACACGAGAUAUAAUCAUUCGAUAUUUAUCACGAAAUACGAUGAUGAUGAAGAGCCUGAAUUUAAUUUUAAUCGAGUUAUAAAUAGUUAUGCUAAAAGAUCAGUAAGCACAAAAUUAAAAAAUAAAUACUACACGUGGUCUUCUGGAAUUCUUUUGGACGAACCAUUUAAAAUAAACAUAAAUAUAAAUUAUCCGGAAGAUACGAUUAUGUAUAAACCAAUUAAAGAAUAUGUUUUUUCCAAUCAUUUAUUUCCAUCGAUGAAAGAAAUCCCCUGGAAAAAAAAUUACUGA
Molecule: messenger RNA, 843 nt
Organism: Pediculus humanus corporis (human body louse)
Lineage: Eukaryota; Metazoa; Arthropoda; Insecta; Psocodea; Pediculidae
Exons: 6
Coding region: 1-843 (280 amino acids)
Biological process (GO): regulation of protein localization; cilium assembly
Cellular component (GO): ciliary membrane; ciliary transition zone
Source: RefSeq, a predicted model, not a curated record